AUGUCGCAGGUAGCCACAGCAAAGAAGUACAAAUGCUGCACGCGAUGUCGCUCAUUCAAAUUGCGGUGUGAUCACGACCCUUUGUCAAACCCAGUGGUGUGUAAGACAUGCCAGGCAAAGGGUUUGGAGUGUGUGUUCGAAGACAAGAUCAACGAGAAACAGAUGAUACAGACGAUUAAUACCAAGCUAGAAAGAAUCGAUAAUAUAGUUGGCAAGUUGGUGAGCCAUCUUUCCAAGGGUGGAGCCAAGGUGUCCAAAGAGAGCAUAAUACAAAGUCUCACACAAGGGCUAGAAUUUAGUCCGAACCAGUUCUCGCCCUCAAAAGUGACCACCAUGUCGUCGCCUGAGCUCGAAAUCACUCCCAACAAACGAAAGUCGUCUUUUGACUCCGACAGGAAAGAUACCAAGAAGCCAAACCCAAACAAGAAGCUCACCAAAAAGACAGAACAGAUGUUGCUUGACUUUUUCACCAACAACAUAUCGCGAUAUUUGCCUGUUCUCAUAUUCGAGGAUAUGCCGAAGCCGACCUCUAAAUUGCGGAAAGAUUCUCCACUGCUGUUCUUUUCAACGCUAUCCGUUGCCUCUCUGUACCACACAGACCACAGAGACCUGCAUGAGACUUUCAGUGCCAAAUUUGAAGACCUGGCACGAAAGCUAGAUCCAAGCAGCCUUAAUGAAUCUGUUAAGGAUGAGGCUUUGAAACGGGUGCUUGACGAUGUUUUGGGACUGGUGAUAGCCGGGGCUUGGUUGGGUACCGAGUUCGGGUUCAGGAUGAGUCUUUUAGCCGGAGACAUUCUGGGAAGAUUGCUACCGGAGGUUUCUCAGGAACUGGACAUGCCAGACAGUCUGAAGAAGUACUUCUGCUCAGUUGGGGUUGGCAGCUAUAUCGUGGAACAACGUUUGCGAAUCAUUCACAACCGACCCAUCAUGCCUGCUUCCAAGAGCGUGGAGUAUCGCGCACGGCGAGACGCUUACCUGCCUUAUUUUCUGACUGCUAACUCCAAAGAGAGUUCUAUAACUCACAAAUUGAGUCCCAGUGAACUCAAGGCCAAUGCCAAUGUCGAACUGUGCACGAUCAUUAUGUCUUACCAACAGCAACUAACACUAAACGGGAUAAACUCUGGUACAUUGAUCUUGUGGAACGAAAGACUGAACUCUUGGCUUGCUGAUUGGCUUGGAAAAGUUGUCACAAGUCUACGUCCUUCCAGUUACAAACCGCUUUUGCUGACUUUUCACUUUGCCAAACUGUUUUUGAACUCAAGAGUCAUCCAGAGCACCUCGUUAAUGCAUGAAAACCCGGCUGCCUACUCGAGUAUUAUAGCGCUUGCCCAGAACUCAGCCGUCGAUAUUCUGGAGAUGCUAAUCAAUGAUUCAGACAUGAAGCGACUCAUCAGUGUGAGUCCUGUGUUCUACCCUACCACUUUCUCUACGGCUGCUGCAUUUUUGCUCAAGCUCUUGAAGGAAGCACCCCAGAUCAAUCAUCGCGUUAACGCCCCGUUCAUCCUGGAUAUGAUUGGGAAGACCUACCAUCUUCUCAAUGAAGUAAUUGAUUCCCCAGUUCUUCCGUGCUUUGAAACGGUCACGAAUUUGGGUAUCUGGUUUGAAAAGGUGAGCUCUAGCCUACGUGAGACUCAGUAUAGUGAGGUAUAUCGUGGUUCCAAUGGGCCUGAUCAGGCUCCCAAGGGCCGUGAGCCUGUUUUUGUCCCGCCUUUAACAAAGGCUCGUGAGCAGACACCAGGCUUUGACAGGCCCUAUUUCAACAUGACCCUUUCCAAAAGCAUGGAAGGUGAUAACGAUUUCUCCAGAACAGUGAUUGGACAAUACCAGCCCCUCUCAACACCCAUGUUGACUGCUACUAGUAUGGAGAUGCCGGUGUUUGCAGUUGGCGAUCACGAGUCUGUUGGUGUUGGUGUUGAUGUGGAGGCUGAUGAUAUUUACGGUAAUGUGUGGAGUUUCGAUAACAAUGAUCCGAACUUUUUAGUGGAUGCGCAGGGAGCGAGUAUAUUGGAUUCGUUGAUGGAGGACAUGCCUUUGCCAUUGUGA
Kuraishia capsulata CBS 1993 is the source of this 2043-nucleotide messenger RNA. RefSeq lists its product as uncharacterized. Gene Ontology annotation, cellular component: nucleus. The record is from RefSeq and is a predicted model, not a curated record. Lineage: Eukaryota; Fungi; Ascomycota; Pichiomycetes; Pichiales; Pichiaceae. The coding region runs from base 1 to 2043 and encodes 680 amino acids. Gene Ontology annotation, biological process: regulation of DNA-templated transcription. The transcript has a single exon. Gene Ontology annotation, molecular function: zinc ion binding; DNA-binding transcription factor activity, RNA polymerase II-specific; transcription cis-regulatory region binding.